AUGCCACCUGUUCAACAAUAUCAAUACGUUGGUCAUCAACCAUCAAAUUGGGAUAAAUUUAAAAUGGGAGCAAUAAUGGGAUCAACUGUAGGAGUAUGUGUUGGAGUAUUAUUUGGAGGUUUUUCAAUUUUACAAAAUGGUGCAGGACCAAAUGGUGUUAUGAGAACUUUAGGUCAAUAUAUUAUGGGAUCUGUUGGAACUUUUGGAUUAUUUAUGUCUAUCGGUUCAGUUAUUAGAUCAGAUUCUGAAUUUCAAAAUUUACAAAGAUCAAUGAUGGCAUCACAAAGGGCGAAAUUAACUGCAAUUUACAGAGAUUCAUAA
Molecule: messenger RNA, 321 nt
Organism: Lodderomyces pseudojiufengensis
Lineage: Eukaryota; Fungi; Ascomycota; Pichiomycetes; Serinales; Debaryomycetaceae
Exons: 1
Coding region: 1-321 (106 amino acids)
Biological process (GO): protein insertion into mitochondrial inner membrane; protein import into mitochondrial matrix
Cellular component (GO): TIM23 mitochondrial import inner membrane translocase complex
Source: RefSeq, a predicted model, not a curated record